AUGGUUGACGACAACAAAGACAACCCACUGCAAGAACUACAAAAUGCUUAUUGCCCUCCUCUGGAUACCGCGCUCUUCAGCGCGAUUAGCUCCGACUUCGACCUGACGGACCCGGCGAGCCUAGAGCAAUUGAAGGACACUCUGGAUGCAUUAAGGGUUACGGCGGAAGAACAACAGGAUCUGCCCUUUGAUCCCUCUGGGACAGGUGGGCUCUCAUUGACGGAAGCAGUCUACAACGACGGUAAUACGUCGCGGAAUGACACAAAUGGAUCUCGAGAGACAGAUAUUACCUCGUUGGCAUCGGACCUGUCAUCUGUCUUCAUUGGCAGCGAUGAUAGCAAAAGACCUGGUAUAGGGGGAUAUAUUAUUAAUCCCGAGGGAUCUCUCAGCCUGACUGGCUUGACGGCCGAAGAGAAGACGAGCUAUCUGUCGGAAAUGUUCCCCUCUGUAACUCAGUACACUAUCAAGCACACAUUGGCCAAAUGCGAUUACGAUGUGGAUCGCUCAAUGGAUGUUUUAUUAAACUUGGCCUUCUUUGAUAGUCAGUGUGCUACUGGUGACGAAGAGUCAACUGUUUUCAUACCCAAAGGUGUUGACGGCUUCUCGUCUCCUAGCACGAAUGGAAAAAGAAAGGGGAAAAGCAAGAGAGCAAAAAUAAAAAAUUCACGAGAAGUUUCGAACCAUAGAACCUUGUCAGAUUCAGCUCAAGACAACACUACUAAGACAAACAAGUGGGACGCUGCAAAACAGGACCUGGAGUUUAUUCACUCCAGAACGUCGUCAGUACUCAAGAAGGAAACCGUUGCCUCAGCUUACCACAAGAACCAUGCCUCUUGUUCGGAAACAAUUAGAUUUCUUGCGACUUGUCAUGCCCCUACAAAUGCCAGCGAGGAUGCGGUCAUCGUAUCACAGGUUGCAGAGCUUGCUCAGGAGUUUUCUACCGUCGUUCCACCUACCAUUAUGGAAGGCUUGCUCAAUAUCACGGGCCAUUCGGUGUCCGCUGCCAAUGAGCUAGCCAGAGCUAUGGUCUUCCGACCCAUACCUCAGUUGUCAGACAUUAUUCGAAUCAAUGCGCCAGCUCCUAUUCUGGACGAGAACGAAGCGCCAAAACGGAGUCCGGCCGCUGUUCAGAGAACGACCCCCAACAACAACUAUAGUGCUGUCCAGAGCAUGGCUGAAUCACACUUUGCUGCGGGUUCGAUUGCGUUUACUCAGGCGUCCUCUGCUUAUCGUCGUAGCAAGUCUGAUCGCUUAAUGGGUGGUGCGGCGGCGUACUACGCCUCGGUCGGUCGAGAUCAUCUCGAAAGAGCUAAAAGGGAGGCAUCUGCAGCUGCUGAUGGGCUUGUCAACUCGCAGUCGACAGCAGAUGUUCUCGACUUACACGGCGUCAGUGUCCAUGACGGCGUACGCAUCGCUAACAAUCGCGUUUGCCAGUGGUGGGAAGACUUGGGAGACGCGAAAUAUGUAAUUGGCGGGACCGCUGGGAGAUCCUACAAGAUAAUCACUGGCGCAGGGCGUCAUAGUCGCGACGGAACAUCACGCCUAGGCCCUGCUGUGGGCAAAAUGCUCGCAAGAGAAGGAUGGAAAGUUGAAGUCGGCGAGGGAGUGCUCACUGUUACAGGCAAACGCCGGUCGAAAUAA
Molecule: messenger RNA, 1641 nt
Organism: Talaromyces atroroseus
Lineage: Eukaryota; Fungi; Ascomycota; Eurotiomycetes; Eurotiales; Trichocomaceae
Exons: 2
Coding region: 1-1641 (546 amino acids)
Molecular function (GO): ubiquitin binding
Source: RefSeq, a predicted model, not a curated record